GAUUGGUCUAGCCACGCACGCACACCCGGUGUCUCCUUCCUAGCGAGAAGCUAGGGAUUUAUCGGUCGAUCGCACAGGAUAUCUCAGACUCGCCCCAUUCAAGGACCUCGAGGACGGAUUCCGAAGUUUUUCUGGUGUGCAGGUGUGCCAAAAUUCGAUUUCGUUCGCACUGUUACGUUGCCUCAGCCAUGAAACUCGCCAUCGUUCUGCUGGCCACCGUGCUGGCCUGUGUCCGGGGUGAGCAAUUCGAAGGAUACUUCUAUCCGAAGCCAAGCUGUGCCCUCUCGGAUACGGUCUACAUCACGAAAACGGAAACCAACUACCAGCGAGUGACGGAAACGAUCCAGCAGCCGACCUAUGGCGAUGAGCAGACGGUCAUCUCGUCGGUCUACAUUACCUCCACCUAUACGGCCACCGUCCCCUCCUACCAGACGAUAACGAACACGGCCACCUACACCGUCACACCACCGCUGCAGCCGGCCCAGACGGUCUACAACACCGUCACGCUGCCACCGAUCGUGUCCACGUACACCAGUGUCGUUGUCUCAGCGACACCCGUUUACCGGACACAAACCGAAACACGAACCAUUACGCAGCCACCGGUCACACUGCCUGCGCAAACCAUCUACUCGACGAUCCGUGAGCCUCCAGUGACGCUCCCUGCUCAGACGAUCUACUCCACAAUCCGGGAACCUCCAGUGACACUCCCUGCUCAAACGAUCUACUCCACCAUCCGUGAGCCACCGGUCACGCUUCCACCGCAAACCAUUUACUCGACAAUCCGCGAACCACCGGUCACACUGCCUGCGCAGACGAUGUACUCCACGAUCCGGGAACCUCCAGUGACACUCCCUGCUCAAACGAUCUACUCCACCAUCCGUGAACCUCCGGUCACGCGCACCAGUCAGGUGGUGUCCACGGUGUUCAAUACUGUCACACUGCCACCGGUCACACUGCCAGCGCAGACGAUCUACAGCACCGUCACACUUCCGCCGGUUACGCGAACCGUUAGCUCGAUCUACACCCAACCAGGUGGGGCCCAAACGGUUUAUCUCACCGAGACCCAGGUUCAGCGUGAUCCAGUGCCAGCUCAAACGAUCUACAGCACCGUCACCAAGUCGUUCUGUGCGCCAACGUACCUACCACCACAAAACACACUGGCCGCUUACAACCAGGGACGGUACACGGGUGGUUUGUUCUAGAGAUCAUUUUAGGCGACAAUUUGCGUUCCUCAAUAAACCCCCCCCCCCCCCCCCCAUCGUCUUCAUAUGCGUGUGUUUUACGUGGCGUUACGUGAAGAGCUGGAUCGACCUCGAUCGCUUUCCGACCACCAUCCUAUACUUCAUCAUCUAACACCACCCUAAUUUAGCUAUCGCUUCAUGGAUAAUGUUGUUUGGUUUUGUUUCGCUGUUUUUCUACGUGGCUCCGUGGCUGACCUUCUCCGAGAUGAGAUGAGCACGAGGCGCGCGACACAAUGGCCGAAAUGGCGGCGACGUCGAAAUGCUAAUCUACUCGUGGGCUACGAGUCGUGGCCACUCGGUCAGGGGGAGCCUUGGAAAUGCAUUUUUAAAUACACUCACGACACAGACACGAUGAGAUUAACAGCUUCCGACGCACAGACAGAGAGGCAGGGGCAUAACGGUCAAACACGUCAUUGUGCGAACUGUUAUUCCGUCCGUGGACUAAUGCUUUUUUCCAAACAUUUCGAUUAUGUCGGCCGAUUUUCGUGCCGCGUCGUGCUUUACCUUCUCAGCAAAAGUCGAUCUGCUGGCCUCCAAUCUUGGUGGCUGACCGGUGACGAUUUCACCACGGAAAAUUGCCUUCAAGGGACGUGUGCGUCGUGGCGGUCGCUCCCUUAGAUCACUGGGAACUGGUUCACAUUCGAAUGGCGAUCAGCAUUGUUCUCGCAAUGGUGAGGGGAUUGUGUUUAAUCAUCUCUCAGACCCUUUUGCACGCCCUUGCUGCUGCCCUGGUGCAGCAUUCAGAUCCAUCAUCCGAACAAACGAUUGGCCAUUGUUGCCAAACGAACAACUCGAAACGAUUACCAGAGAAACUUUUUCCACGGUGAAGAUGUAGCCAAAAAGGAUGAUUAAAAUAAUUUUAAAAAUAAACGACCAUGAGCGCUGAAAA
This is a messenger RNA of Anopheles aquasalis, 2130 nucleotides long. RefSeq lists its product as uncharacterized. The record is from RefSeq and is a predicted model, not a curated record. NCBI's taxonomy places the organism in Eukaryota, Metazoa, Arthropoda, Insecta, Diptera, Culicidae.